AGUCACCACCCACCAGUCACCAACAACAGGAAGUGCGCUUCUCUGAUCUUUCCGGGGAAAUCCAGUUCAUUCCGCACUUUCCGGGGACCAAGGCCAAUUUUUUUGUUCUGGUCUGCUGGUGCUUCCCCCGACAACAUUUUCACGAGCACGAGAUUCCGCGCUUCCAUAUCAUUGCUUUUCAUCAACUUCUUGAAGUUUGAUGGAUCCAAAAUUAAAAUGGGCUGUCCCGCUUUUGAUUAUUGGAUCAGUUAUUAUGCUGGUAAAUACUUCUUUUGCUGAAGAUGACUACCAACGUUGUGAGAUUGCUGUAAACAAUUGGGCCACUUCUCAACUUAGUCAAGAAGUUAAGGAAGACAAACAUACACUUCGUGAUCUGUUGUUUUUCCUACAUAUACCAAGGACCGGAGGACGUACAUAUUUUCACUGUUUCUUGAAAAAGCUGUACUCUUCUCGGCUGGAAUGUCCUCGUUCUUAUGACAAAUUGCGUUUCAAUCCAAGAACAGCACAUUGCAGGUUGUUAGUUACUCACGAUGAUUACAGCAUGAUGACUAAGCUGCCUAAGGAGAAAACCUCAGUUGUGACAAUACUAAGAAACCCUGUUGAUCGUGUAUUCAGUACUUACGAAUUUUCAAUUGAGGUAGCCGCUAGAUUUUUGGUGCAUCCUAACUUGACUUCUUCCAUACAAAUGGCUGGACAUUUGCGAAAGAAAAACAAUGUGGUUAGCACGCUAGAUAUUUGGCCGUGGAAGUAUUUGGUUCCAUGGAUGAGAGAAGACCUAUUUUCCAGGAGAGAUGCUAGGCUGAGUCGGAAUCUAAAUCUCGUUGAAAGUAAAAACUCAUACGAUAUGGAACACUUUGCUAUGCCGCUGCAUCAAUACAUAAAUGAUCCAAUUGCUUUGGACAUCGUUCACAACGGGGCUACUUUUCAGGUUGCAGGACUAACAAAUAAUUCAAAGUUAGAGGAGUCGCAUGAAGUGCGUACUUGUGUGCAGAAGUAUGAUUCUCUGGGUGAUUCUGUGCUUGAUGUGGCAAAGAGGAGGUUGGACAAUAUGUUAUAUGUUGGACUAACUGAAGACCAUAAAGGAUCUGCGACAACAUUCGCACAUGUUGUUGGUGCACAGGUCAUUUCUCAGUUGGUAGAAUCAAAUUCUAGCAUGGAACAUCAAGCUAUGAAUAUAACAGAACAAAAUUCACUUGCAGAGUCUGAAUCUCAAAUUGGUCAACACAAGGCUGAUGAUAACCUGAUAAAGGUUUUACCAAAUGCGGUUAGAGAGGUCAAAAGAAGUAAGAUGACUGUUGGAAAUCUUAUGGAAGCUUACGAAUCAUGCAUUACUCAUUUGCGGAAGUCGCAGUCACAGCGGCGAAUUAAUUCUCUGAAGAGAAUAUCCCCAGUGAACUAUACAAAAGAGGCACGCCACCAGGUACCAGAAUCAAUGAUUGAACAGAUAAUUUCACUGAAUAGACUUGAUAUGGAGCUUUACAAGUAUGCUCAGAAUAUCUUUGCUGGGCAGCAUGAACAGACAGUGCAAAAGUUGUUGCAGGAAAGACAAAACAGCAUCCUGAUCAACUCAUUUAUGACUCCGCAUUGGGAAAAUAUUUCGUUAAUCAUGACCAUCGUUUUGGUGGUUGUUGCUAUAUUAUUGUUUGUAAAUGCAAGAAGAAGAAUGUCUAAAGUUAAGGUAUGAUAUGUUUGUAAACAUAGAUGUUAAGAAAGGUUUAUAGUGAAAGGAACAGCUGCCACUCUACAGUCCAGUACCUGUUCAUUUCGUGUAACUUGUGCUGGUCGGUUCGGCAACUUUGAAGGGACAGAAACUAUGAACGAUACAAGAUGAUUAGUACGGCAACUGGAAAUAUGAUUGUUUUAGCUUUGAGAUGCUUACUUUUUGCCAUUAUAUCACUGCAAAUAUAAAGGUAUAUCUGCAGCAAACAUUGGCAUAUUCUUUUCUAGUUAAAUCUAACUGGGAGAUUGUAAUGUUCUCAUACUUGGGUAUAUCACAGAAUAUCGAGAGAUUGAAAGGUCCGGGUUUAGACAUGGAGAAACUAGUCUUGUAAGUUGGGGUAAACUGUUACUUUUUUUUUUUGCCAGUUGGCAUUUUAUUAUGAACUUGAAAAUCCCAAAUUGUAUAACAAAUGUUGAAAGAAAAAGUUUAAUUUUUAAAUUAAGCGAGUUAACUCAGGGCUCGUUUGCUAUCA
Spinacia oleracea (spinach) is the source of this 2192-nucleotide messenger RNA. RefSeq names its product protein-tyrosine sulfotransferase. Gene Ontology annotation, molecular function: heparan sulfate 6-sulfotransferase activity. Gene Ontology annotation, cellular component: membrane. Lineage: Eukaryota; Viridiplantae; Streptophyta; Magnoliopsida; Caryophyllales; Amaranthaceae. Bases 200 to 1684 code for a protein of 494 amino acids. The record is from RefSeq and is a predicted model, not a curated record. The transcript is spliced from 13 exons.